UCGGGCCGGCCAGAAGGCAGUGCUGAUAGAGCUGUUGGGCUGAACGCACCGCUUAUGAACGCGACCGAAAACGCCAGAAAAACGCGGGAACCGGCGAUGAAUGAACGAAAUCUAAAAAACAGUGACAGUGUGUGAUUUGAAUUUGGAACAGUUUCGCUUGUUUUUUAGUUUACUGUUGUUUUGAACGUGUGUUAAUUUGAAGAAUUCGUUGCUGGAACGAGAUGAAGAGACUGAAGCUACAAAUACGGGCGUUGUUCCUGAUAGCCUGGCUCUCCCGUGGCGACGGUUACAGCUGCCCCUACGGACAGAACUGCGCCAACUCCUUCGAGCCUGCUCCCCCUGGACGAGCGCCACCAUGCGCGCAGCCAGGCCUUACCUAUUGCGUACACCCAGACCCUUACCCUGAACAAAUAAUCCGCCGGCUAAUCGAAGCGGGACAGUACGAUAUCUCCACGCUGCUCUCAGACGAGACGCGGGACGACUUCAACUCCAACAAGAAGGUGGACCACGGAUACGGCUACGGCCCUAACUCGCUACCCAACGUCGACCAGAUCUCCAUCGUCAACGAGCCAAAAAACUACAACACGAAGUUCCAUUCCAGGUUCAAUCAUGAAAUAUUCUCCCAAAAGACUCCUCUCCAGCCACCAUCUCCCGUGGACCCUUCGCCCUACAACAUCAACGCCUUCCAAUCGUCAAACUUCUCCAAAUUUGGGUACCAGAACCCCAACUACUGGGCCCCCAGCAGCUUCGACUUCGAGAACAAAAUCAACCGGCCGACUAACGUCUACAAUCAGAACUUCUACAACACUCCCUUUAGUCAAUAUGAUAGCGCUGAUUGGUUCAGACAAGCGACGAGUGGAGUCACGCAGUAUAAUCCUAAUGAGUGGUGGAAAUACCCAUCCCGCUCUGAAGUAACCGUACAGCGCUCCGUGACGUUCCCGACGCGGUCGACGAGGUACCGACGGCGGCGAAACGCGGAACUGGUGCGGGCGUCCGAGCAGAGGCAGCUCACAGGCACCGAGGCAUUGAGGAUAGCCUUGGGGCUGGCCAGCGCAGAGACAUCCGCGGAGCGUCCGCGACGGCAAGCGCCCGGCACCGAGGAGCUGUGCCGCGUGCGCACCGACUACAUCACGCCGCGCGCCGCGCUCAACAACAAGGGCAGCUGGCGCUACGUCGUCAACAUGCCCAACAACAUGACGCAGCUGGUGCGCGCUGAGAUAUGCACAUCAAGUCAAUGCAGCAACUUGUGCUCCGUGCCCGUCGGUUACAGUUCCCGUUGCGAGCAGAAAUAUAUACAAAAGCGACUGGUGGCUCUGGAGUCCAGUGGUCAGAGUUUAUACACGGAUGUCUUUUGGAUACCUAGUUGUUGUCAGUGUUCUAUACUAGCCAACAACACUUAAAACCAAUUUUAUUCAGAUACAACGUAAGCGUAAUUUUUUUGUCGCGACUACUCGACACUAGGUGGCGCGCAAAUCAAAGUUAAAAGCAUUUCGUUAACAUUCACUGCCAAGUAUGUUAAGUAUGAAUUUACACAAUUUUAAUGCGAAUUCAAUAAUAAUAAUUAUGACGAUUAAUACCAAGUCAGGACAUUUCGUAAAACAUAGAUUUAAGUUAUGUUUUAAUUUGAAAGUUCUACUUUACUAAUUUCACUAAUUUUUAUAGGGUUUCUGCCUAGAUGGCGUUGCUAUUCUACGAACCCAAUACGAACCUUAACACAACACCACAACUUAGAAUUUUUGUUUUUCGUCUUGUUUCGUGUUUCGUUUUAUAAAAUGAUUAUUUAUGUUUAUGACACAGGCUGUGCUGUCAAAGUAGGUACAUAUUAUUAUUUUCUGGUUAGCAUUGAUUUAUAUGACUUUAUCUUCAUGCUCGGCGUUAGAAAUAGCCAAGUCCACUUACAAAAUUUCUUGCUUUUGGCAAGCCGAACCUAGAAAAGAAGUAAAAAAGUAAAAACCUAAAAAUCUGCCUACGAGGUAUAAAACUCGUACCUACUAUAUAUUGUGUCCAUCCAUAACUCCAUACAAUAUUAUCUUCGAUAAGUUUAUUAAGUGUGUUGAUCACUUUUGUCCUAAAGACAAGUAUUAUAAUUUUAAAUGCAUAAUUACGAUUUUAACCAAGUAUUAAUAAGUUAAGUGGUUAAGUGUUUGUAAAUAUUAGCUUCCAUAUAAAUUAAAUGAACUUCAUUUGUGACGUGUUUUUAGUUACUUGAUAUUUUGAUAGUGUAACCUAGAAUGCUUCAAAGAUAAAUAUCAUUGGAUAUCCUAUUCAUACAUAGUCAAUGAUAUAUAAGUAAUAGUAAUAUUUUAUACUACUCUUGUUGUUGGAGGGAUUAUGGUAGCUAUUAACAAUUUAAAGAAAUUAUAAGCCUAAGUUAUAAAUAAGUUAUUAUUUAUUAAAGAUUGGUGAAUGAUAAUGUGCAAAUUUUCGUCACACGUUCAUACAUAAUGUUAAACAGGUAUACGAUUUAGCGAACUAAAUAUAUUCGAAAUACGAAUUUACUUGGAGAUAAGAAAGGCUAAGAAGUCUUUAAGAGGAUAGUGGAGCAUCGCUUUUUCAUGCAAACGUAUUCCCUAUUUCCUAUCUGGAUAUUCAUUCUGGAUUAUCAUUAUAGAAAACAUUUUUACACAAUUUGAUGUACCACAGACCUUUCGUUUGACCGCUUGACGAGGAAAAUGGGGACUAGGUUUGUAUGGUAUAACUGGUACCCAUCCUUAUUAUUAUCUCUUUUUCAUGUAGCUCAGAGGCAAGGCUUGCUUCUGUUUGUAGUUAGCAUUGUUAAGGCAUAUGGACAGUACUAAUAUUAAGCUGAGUGAUUAAUUUACCUAUCUAACGUACCUACAUGUUAAUUAAAAUGUAAAUGUUUUUAGAUGGGUUUAGACUUAGGAUCUGUUUGACUUUUGUACAUUUAUUUAAUUUCUUCAAAUAAAUCCCGAUACGAAAUACAA
Cydia strobilella is the source of this 2945-nucleotide messenger RNA. RefSeq names its product protein spaetzle 5 (gene spz5). Gene Ontology annotation, biological process: central nervous system formation; innate immune response. The coding region runs from base 222 to 1400 and encodes 392 amino acids. The record is from RefSeq and is a predicted model, not a curated record. The transcript is spliced from 8 exons. Gene Ontology annotation, cellular component: extracellular region. Gene Ontology annotation, molecular function: Toll binding; growth factor activity. NCBI's taxonomy places the organism in Eukaryota, Metazoa, Arthropoda, Insecta, Lepidoptera, Tortricidae.